AAAGUUUUUAAAAUUUUUAAAAUUAUUUAAACUUUCCAUUUCAGCUCAGUCUGGUAGUACUACAUUAGGAAGUGUCUGGUGAUUUUUUAUCGUACUUAUUGUCAAUUUUCUAUUUAUUUUUUGCUGUUGCGUUAUCAAUAUAUUUUCAUCGGUGUUUCUGUUUUUAUACAUGCCUCCAAAAAACAUGGAAUUUGUAUAAUCACACCCCCACUGUAUAAACAUAACUAAGAAAAAACAAUGUAUCAACGCGCAAACGCCUCUUAUCGCUCGUAUUUAUACAAAUCUGUGUGAAAUUGUGUGUGUUGGUGCUCUCGUGGCAACCACAGCGGUUAGGGCUAUUAUAUAGUAUUUUAGAAUUGGAGCCUCUGACUCCAGUUCUCAUUUUGCUUUCGUCUACUAACAACGUCGCGUAAAUCGUGUUCCUAUUGCGUCGUUAUUUGUCGGUAACGUCGGUGCAGUUGAUUUUCUUUUGUCCAGUCUGGUUUUCAGAUGUACAUCACAUUCGCUUGUCAUCUUAUUUCAAAAACUGUUUUUAUGUAAAGUUUAUUUAUUGCUUGAAUAUAAGUAUGUACAUUUGUAUGCACAAUUGCUCAAUCAAAAGUUCAGCUACGUAAAUGCGAGUAAAUACAUAACAUCCGUUAAGCAGUGAUAUUAGUUAAUAUGUGCUACAGGAAGUCACCGCCCACACAAAUUAUUUCCAAUAGUACACCCACCAUACAAAGGCUUAUCAAUUUUAUUGUGCAGUUUUAAAAAGUGCUUUCUACGAUUUUGCUUUUUUUUGUUGUGUGAAGAUACGAUUUUGGCCGUGAUUCAAUCUGAAACUUGAAACGUGACGUUUGUAGAAUAUAAUAUAAGUAUACCUUAAGCGUGAUUUUAAAAUAGUUGUAAUGUGCUGGCGUGUAAAAGCAUAGCUGUUUCUGGUUUAUUUACUUGCAAAUUUACACUAAAAAAAUCGGUUGUGACAACAUUGCCUUCACAUUGAAACGGAUUUGCUGUUUGCGAGCUUAUCGAGGACGUAUGUGCGACAACGGAAGUGCAGGCUCUUUCAAGUGGGUAUACGUGUGUCCGUACGCCUAAGCGUCUCGAGUGUUUGCUCCACACACAUUUUGUUUGUUGGCCACACAAAUUGCAACCGACCCACCACCUUAACCACCAAUACUAAAUAAACGACCUACAAUACUGACGUAGAAAGGCAUUAAAGAAGAAUAUCGGUCCCACAUAAUUAUUUGCAUUUAAAUUAAAUUGAAUUUUACUACACGCAUUGAAAAAAGCUAAAACAUGGAUUUGAAGUUCGUCAAUGUCAUUAUAUUGGGCUUCGGCUUUAUGUUCGUAUUCACAGCCUUCCAAACUAUGGGUAACAUUGAGAAAACAAUUCUAGACAGCAUUGCGAAGGAGGACAAUAAUUUCACCGGCGAUGGCUACACCAGUUUGGCGAUUAUUUAUACGACAUUUUCCCUUUGCAAUUGGCUAGCGCCGUCCUUCAUCUCAUUCACAGGUCCCCGUGUGGCCAUGUUGGUGGGCUCACUCACUUAUACGCUAUUCAUGCUCGUUUUUCUAUUUCCCUCCAAUUGGCUGCUCUACUUGUCGAGUGGUAUUUUGGGCGCCGGUGCCGCCAUCACUUGGACCGGUCAGGGUAACUUUUUGGCACGAUGCAGCGAUCUCUCUACGAUAUCACGCAACUCGGGCGUCUUCUGGGCGCUACUGCAGUGCAGCAUGUUUUUCGGCAACAUCUUCGUCUACUUCCAAUUCCAAGAUAAGGAACACAUUGAUGCGGGCACACGCACCAUGGUCAUUGGUGUACUGACGGCUUUAGCUGUAUUAGGUAUAGUAUUCCUGGCAGCAUUGCGUCCCAUGGAGGAUAAUUCGGUGGGCACGUCUGAAAUGCAACGCCAGCAACAACAGCAUCGUACUGGCUGGGGUAGCGCAGUAUAUGCGCUCAAAUCGGCUGGACAACUCUUCAUCACAAGGGAUAUGCUCUUACUUAGCGUCGCUUUUCUCUAUACUGGUAUGGAAUUAUCCUUCUUUAGCGGCGUUUAUGGACCAUCCAUUGGUUUCACGAAGAAGAUACACAACACACCGAAGGAAAUCGUUGGCUUGGCUGGCAUUUGUAUAGGCGCUGGUGAGGUAUUCGGCGGUGGUCUGUUCGGCAUUCUCGGCAAGAAGACAACACGCUUUGGACGCGAUCCCAUCGUAAUUGCCGGCUAUGUCAUACAUAUGAUUGCAUUCUUUCUGAUAUUCCUCAACUUGCCCGACAAUGCGCCAUUCAAAGAUACCGAAGACAUCUCGUAUAUGGAUCCACCACGUGCUUGGAUUGCUCUUUUAUGCGCUUUCAUGUUGGGUCUUGGCGAUGCCUGCAUGAAUACACAGAUCUACUCGAUGUUGGGUGGUGUGUAUGUGAAAAAUUCCGUGGGCGCCUUCGCGCUCUUCAAAUUCACGCAGUCUAUUGCUGCCGCCAUAAGCUUCUACUACUCCUCACAUCUCGGUUUGCGCGCUCAAUUGGUUAUUUUGGUUGUUUUCGGCACAAUAGGCACAGCUUGCUUCUGCAUCGUGGAAUGGGCGGUGAAGCGACGACAACGAGAAUCGCCGGAAGACUCCAGAACUGUCUCGCAAGACUCGCGUUCUGUUUCAUAUGAUCAAUAAAAUAAGUUCUUCAACUCCUAUAGCUCCCCGUAAAGCUCAACUGAAUGUGGCAUAUGCGACCUGAUCUGACAACAACAACAAUUAUAAAGCUGAAACAGAAGCAGAAAAGUUAAAUAUAUUCAUAUACAUAUACACACAUAUUUAUAAGUAAGUUGAAAUCGAUAUUUGGUUUAAUGUAAUUAAGAACUUCGAAAGUAAGGCAUUGUUGCGACAGUGUGUGCAUAAAGUAUUUAUACAUAUGUACGUAGAUGUAUACAAAUGUGCGUUGGCUUAUGUCGGUAGUGUUUGGUCUUCCGGGACAAUAAUUAAUGUCAAGCUAAAAAACAAAAAAACAGAUAUUGUUAUAUAUUGUAAUUCACUAGUGUAAAUUUUCGACGCAUUUUUUAUGCGUUUAAUAAUGAUAUUGCAAUAUUUUCCAUUUGUUAUAACGCCAAACUACAUACUGUUUGUUUUUAGAUAUGAGUUUUUUAUAUAUACAAUAUUUUAUAAAAAAAAACAAGACACAAGUUGACUAUAUGUAUUAAAAAAUCCUGUUUGAAUUUAGAUAAAUGUAAGUGUAUGUUUGUAAUUGCUGUAUAUACAUAUUAUUAAAAAUAUAUGUAAUAAAACUUGUUAGACCCUUAAUAUUAAAUGAUACACGAAGUUUUCGUCCGAUAUAAUCGUUUUACAGAUACAAUUAGUAGUUGUUUUGAUUGCUUAGCAGUAAUGGAGAAUAUUUUAAAUAGAAAA
Bactrocera oleae (olive fruit fly) is the source of this 3369-nucleotide messenger RNA. RefSeq names its product UNC93-like protein MFSD11. The record is from RefSeq and is a predicted model, not a curated record. Lineage: Eukaryota; Metazoa; Arthropoda; Insecta; Diptera; Tephritidae.